This is a messenger RNA of Trichoderma citrinoviride, 756 nucleotides long. Its product is annotated as proteasome, subunit alpha type 4-like protein. Gene Ontology annotation, cellular component: cytosol; proteasome core complex, alpha-subunit complex; nucleus. Bases 1 to 756 code for a protein of 251 amino acids. Gene Ontology annotation, biological process: ubiquitin-dependent protein catabolic process. NCBI's taxonomy places the organism in Eukaryota, Fungi, Ascomycota, Sordariomycetes, Hypocreales, Hypocreaceae. The transcript is spliced from 4 exons. The record is from RefSeq and is a predicted model, not a curated record.
AUGUCCCGCCGUUACGAUUCCCGAACGACCAUCUUCUCGCCCGAGGGCCGUCUCUACCAGGUCGAAUAUGCACUAGAAGCCAUCUCCCACGCCGGCACAGCCAUCGGCAUCCUGGCCAAGGAUGGCAUUGUCCUGGCCGCCGAGCGAAAGGUGACGUCGAAGCUGCUGGAGCAAGACACGUCGGCAGAGAAGCUCUACGUGCUCAACGACAACAUGAUCUGCGCAGUAGCAGGCAUGACGGCCGACGCAAACAUCCUCAUCAACUACGCCCGCCAGGCCGCCCAGCGAUACCUCCUCACCUACAACGAAGACAUCCCCUGCGAGCAGCUGGUGCGCAAGCUGUGCGAUCUGAAGCAGGGCUACACACAACAUGGUGGUCUGCGGCCGUUUGGCGUCUCCUUCAUCUACGCCGGCUGGGAUCCCCGGAGGCAGUUCCAGCUGUACCUCAGCAAUCCCUCGGGCAACUACGGCGGGUGGAAGGCCACCAGCGCGGGAGCCAACAAUGCCAGCGCGCAGAGUCUGCUGAAGCAGGACUACAAGGAGGACUGCACCCUUAAGGAGGCGUGCGGCGUGGCCGUCAAGGUGCUGAGCAAGACGAUGGACUCUACCAAGCUGAGCAGUGAGAAGAUUGAAUUUGCGACGGUGGGACAGACAGAAGACGGCAAAAUCUACCAUCGGCUGUGGAGCGCAGACGAGAUCACGGCGCUGCUGAAAGAACACGAUUUGGCCAAGAGCGAGGAUGCGGAGGAGAAAUAG